CUGUUCGACUACGCGGGCGUCUUCACCCCCGAGCGCGCGAGCGCGUUGACCGCGGAGCUGACCGAGCUCGAGAGCAGCACGGGGUGGAAAGUCCGAGUCGUGACCGGGUACGAGGGCGCGAUCAACGACCUGUACAGGACGACGAGAGCGGAUCGAAAGACGGUGAUCAUGACCGCGGACGAGUUCAAAGGCAACGUCCUGGAGUUUUACUACGACACCUCGAGCUUGAAGGAGGUCAUACCGAAGAACGUGUUCCAAGAGAUGCGAGGGAGGUACGGGAACAAGUACUACGUCGACGAGGAAGGGCUAGAGACCGCGGUCGUCGACGCGACGGAAGCGCUGCGAGGGUGCCUCGCGAGGGGCGGGUGCGCGUUCGUCCCCGGGUUAUCCCCGCAGCAGCGCGAGUUUUCCCUCGUCGCGGUGAUCACCGGCGGGUUCCUCUUCGGCGCGGCGACGGCCGCGGGGAAGAGCGCCGCGGAGCCGUCGCCGUGGACCGGGGUGUUCAUCGCGAUAUGGGUGCCGUGGGUGUUCGCGUUUGGGUUUUAUCCCCUCUACGUCAGGCAGCCGGAAGACUUGACGCCGUUAAUACAGAACGCCGCGCUGUUCGCCGCG
This is a messenger RNA of Micromonas pusilla CCMP1545, 612 nucleotides long. RefSeq lists its product as uncharacterized. The record is from RefSeq and is a predicted model, not a curated record. NCBI's taxonomy places the organism in Eukaryota, Viridiplantae, Chlorophyta, Mamiellophyceae, Mamiellales, Mamiellaceae. The transcript has a single exon. The annotation marks the transcript as partial.